Bombina bombina (fire-bellied toad) is the source of this 1337-nucleotide messenger RNA. RefSeq names its product shieldin complex subunit 1 (gene SHLD1). The coding region runs from base 205 to 870 and encodes 221 amino acids. The transcript is spliced from 4 exons. NCBI's taxonomy places the organism in Eukaryota, Metazoa, Chordata, Amphibia, Anura, Bombinatoridae. Gene Ontology annotation, biological process: negative regulation of double-strand break repair via homologous recombination; positive regulation of isotype switching; positive regulation of double-strand break repair via nonhomologous end joining. The record is from RefSeq and is a predicted model, not a curated record. Gene Ontology annotation, cellular component: site of double-strand break.
UGUGCACUGAGUUUCAGAACUGACACUUUUAUAUUAUAGGCCCUUCUUAGGAGCCUUGGUGCAUUGCUGCUGCUGAAGAGGACAUGGGCCUCAGAGCAUAUUCAUGUAGCCACUAAUCACCAGCCAUGUCCUGCUCAGGAUCCAUUGGGCAGCCCUGUUGAUACAGGAUCAUAACUAUGCAUUCAGAUCCUUUGCAACUAAGAAAUGGAUGAAAGGAAAACCACAGCAAACCAAGAGUCUCAGUCUAGCAGUGUUUUGGAUCUCUGUUGGUCUUAUGAUACAGCUGCCCGUGUUUUGCAGACUGAAGCUUCUGCUGGAAUACACAAUGAGGAUUACAGCAUGAUUAUAACCAGUGGUUCAUCACCCCCGGAAGACACAGGAUCCCCUGGAAAUAUUUUUGAAGAUGGCAACCAAUUGAGGCAUCAAGUCUCUGGACAUUCUUUAAAGUCUACAUUGCGAAGAAAUUCAUUUGAUUCAUCAAAGUCAAGCAACCUUUGCCAGUCUUUAUUAGAAUGUAAGAAUCCACAACAUGCUACAGAUGAUAAUGAAAUAAGGAAUAUUCUGGAUGACUUUUAUGAGUUACAUUUUCAAAAAGCCUGCAAUGAGAGAGAAGAUUCUGGCAAGGCAGUCUUGGAUAAAAUUUCUAUGAAAAUAGAGGAAUUGCGUGCAAACCAACAUAUGUAUUCAUUGCGUAACCUUCAAGUGGCAAGGAUUAUUUUAAACAGAGAUGGACCUAAAAUUCUACAGAGCCAUUCUACAGAAUCAGUCUUCUCAUCUCCAGUACACGAUCAGUCAUCUAAGUAUACAAAGACCAUACCUGGCUUAUCCGAAGAUGUUAUCCGUUUUAUUAAAAGUUCAAAGGAAAAAUAAACACUGUAUUUUUUUACACAACUAUAAAAAAUAGGCAUUUGUUAAGUUGAGCCAAAAGGGACAGUCUACUUGAAAAUUGUUAAUGUUUAAAAAUAUAUAUAAUCCAUUUAUUACCCAUUCCACAGUUUUGCAUAACCAACACGGUUGCAUUAAUAUACUUUUUACCUCUGUGAUUACCUUGUACCUAAGCCUCUGCAGACUGCCCCUUAUCUCAGUUCUUUUGGCAGACUUGCAUUUUAGCCAGUCAGUGCUAACUCAUAAAUCCACAGGAGUAAGCACAAUGUUAUCUAUAUGGCACACAUGAACUAGCGUUGUCUAACUGAAAAACUGUCAAAAUACACUGAGAUAAGAGAUGGCCUUCAACAGCUUAGAAAUUAGCAUAUAUACCCUAUCUGAAUCAUGAACGUUUAAUUUUGACUUGACUGAGAAUUUUUUGUUUGAUAAAUAAAAUUGACAAAGCAAUGGCA